AUGGCACCUCAAGUUCCGUCUAAUCCAGAUGAGGUAAUGGUUAUCCGAAAUGUCACGCCUGAUAUUGUGACGUUGAGCCUGCCUUUUUCGCCCUUCGGUGGUGUUAAAUUUGGUGGCCGUGGGACUCUGGAGCUAAACAUUGCCGGUGCGUUGAUAGUUCGCCUAGCUACCGGGUCUAUCGCAGUCUUCUCUCCCGUUCCGCUUACAAGUCGAGUACACGAGGCAAUUACCAACUUGGGCGGCGGGGAAAUCAAGUAUAUUGCAGCAUUAAAUAUUGAACACCACCUAAACCUCACCCAAUGGAAAACCGCAUUCCCCAGCGCUGCUAUCAUCGCUCCUGAAGGCCUCUGGGAGAAACGACAAGCCGUCCCAGAGUUCAAAGAUACUCCCUUUGGACAUAUAUUCCGCGCCGAUGCACCCCCGAAGAUAUCAGAGGAGUUCGACGAUGAAGUCACAGUGGAAUAUGUCCACAGCCAUCAAUCCAAGGAACUAGUCUUCUUACACAAGCCUUCCAAGACGGUUAUCGAGGCUGAUCUAGUUCUAAACUUGCCAGCCACGGAACAAUACUCUCGAACGGGCGAAAGUGCCACAUCUGGCCUUCUGAACAAACUACUGAAGCCUCUGGCGUCGACGGAAAUGUCGGCAUUUUGGCAGAAAAAGUUCGUGUGGCAUGUUUCCUCUAUGUCAGAUCGCAAGGGCUUCGGCGACUCGAUGAAGCGCAUUAAGGCCUGGGAAUUUGAUCGCAUCAUUCCCUGCCAUGGGGAUGUUAUCGAGCAUGAUGCCCAUCAAGUGUUCCUGAGUGUUAUGGCUCCGUUUAUAAAUUGA
Molecule: messenger RNA, 825 nt
Organism: Penicillium subrubescens
Lineage: Eukaryota; Fungi; Ascomycota; Eurotiomycetes; Eurotiales; Aspergillaceae
Exons: 2
Coding region: 1-825 (274 amino acids)
Source: RefSeq, a predicted model, not a curated record